Drosophila erecta is the source of this 1369-nucleotide messenger RNA. RefSeq names its product arrestin domain-containing protein 4. Gene Ontology annotation, cellular component: cytoplasm. The record is from RefSeq and is a predicted model, not a curated record. NCBI's taxonomy places the organism in Eukaryota, Metazoa, Arthropoda, Insecta, Diptera, Drosophilidae. The coding region runs from base 45 to 1277 and encodes 410 amino acids. The transcript has 3 exons. Gene Ontology annotation, biological process: protein transport.
AUCGGUUAGCAGUCGAGCCGUCCACAGAGAGCAGCGAGCUGGAAAUGAGCCACCGCUGUGAGAUCCAGUUGGACAACCCACGCGGCGCCUAUCGGGCCGGUGAUACGGUCAAUGGUCACGUCUAUCUGACCCUUUCGGAGCGGACCCUAAUCAAAGCAAUAUGCUUGGAGGCCAAUGGAUACGCGAGCACCGCCUGGCAGCAGCCCCAAAAGCAACGGAAUCCGAAGAAAAACGAGUCGCAAGUGGUGGCCCAGAGCUUGGACUUUGAUUAUCGCGUGGAUUUCUUUGCCAAAAUCGAUUAUUUUGUGGGCUCGGAGGCGGCGCAACCCCAGAUAAUGGAGGCGGGCACCUACAAUUACGGCUUCCACGUGAAGCUGCCCAAGAACUGCCCCGGAAAUUUCGAGGGGGCCCACGGGCACAUACGGUACACACUCCAAGUGCUCAUCCACAGCAGCGCAGAUCGCCCGCAGCAGGUGCUCCAUGUGCGCCAAUUGCAGAUUUACCCACAGAACUCCCUCAGCCAGGAGACACGGAGCUGUGAGGUGCAGACUUACGAGCAGACCCCUCGCCUUAAAUUCUGGACGAAGCCACUGCAUCUGCAGAUCCAGAUUCCCAGGCAGGGUUACUCGCCAGGAGCCGGUAUCUCUGUCCAUGUGACGCUGCACAACCCGGAGAAGUUGCCACUGCGCGAGGCGGUUUACUCCCUCGUCCAGAUCAGCACCUACAUUGCCCAUCUGCGGAAUAAGCCCAAGCGCAUGGAGAGCAAGGUUGAGCGGCAAACUGUCCUAAGCAGCCGCCACGAGCUGCACAACCUUCCCCGUGCAGAACUGCAGAGCUUCCAGCACCUUCACAUGCUGCAAGUGCCCCAAACUGCGGCCACCUUGAGUGUGGCAGGAUGUGCCUGCCUGCAGCUUAACUACGAGGUGGAGGUGCUGGUCACGACUCAGCAGGAAAAACGCUUCAUUGCGGCCCGGAUGCCGGUCAUCAUUGGCAAUGUGACGCCGCCGUGCCCUGGCAAACUCCUCAUGCAAGAGCCAAUGGAGGCAACUGCCCCGGAACCAACUCCUCCAGUCGAAGCAGCCCCAAAUUUGGUUGCGAGUUACAGUGUUUCCACUACAUCUUUGGCUUCGAAUUUCCGCGAGGCCGAGUUCAUGGUAGCCACCAACCUGAAUAAGACCAACAAACACUACUUGUCCGGCGAGCAGUUGGAUUUUAGACCACGUUAUGUCUACUACGAAAUGGACCAGACUCCAUCCGAGGAAGUGAAGUCCUAUUGAAUGGACACCACAGCUGUACUUUAAGUCUUCUAAUUUAUUUCAUCCACUAGCAAAAUUACAUAAAUAUAUAUAUUAUAUUAAUGCAUUAUCAC